Molecule: messenger RNA, 1140 nt
Organism: Eutrema salsugineum
Lineage: Eukaryota; Viridiplantae; Streptophyta; Magnoliopsida; Brassicales; Brassicaceae
Product: cysteine-rich repeat secretory protein 57
Exons: 2
Coding region: 32-994 (320 amino acids)
Source: RefSeq, a predicted model, not a curated record
AAGGCCAAAAAGAAAACUUAAAGAAAGACUAAUGAACUUGCUAAGUCAACGACUUUCCCUCUAUACAAUAGAAAUCAGUUUCUUCUUCUUGUCUAUGUCUCGUAACCACAAAAGUAAAACCAUGGCAACAACACAGAAAUUCUCUCCUUUCUUUUGCUUCUCUUGUCUCUUAUGUCUCCUCUUCACCACUAACAAAACGGUGUCCGAAUCCAAGCACAUGGAAACUUUCUGCAUCAAAUCAUCUGGAAUCUUCACUCGCAACUCAACUUACCACACAAAUCUCAACACUCUCCUCUCCACUCUUAGCAAUCAAUCAUCGCUCGCUAACUAUUACAACCUCACGACCGGUCAAGCUUCAGAGACAGUCCAUGGUAUGUUCUUAUGCACAGGAGACGUCAACAGAACAACUUGCAACGCCUGCGUCAAGACCGCAACGAUCGAGAUCGCCAAAAACUGUUCUAACCAUCGAGAAGCAAUCAUUUACUACUUCGAUUGUAUGGUUCGUUACUCAGAUAAGUUCUUCCUCUCGACCUUAGAAACAGUUCAUAAUACCUCUUGGUGGUCUCUCGAUCCAAUACCCAAAUCAUUUGGAAAAUUUAAACAGAGGUUGUCUGAAAAAAUGGGAGAAGCUAUCGUAAGAUCUUCUAUGUUGUCUUCGUCAUUUACUCCAUAUUAUCUUAUGGAUACGACUAGGUUUGAAAACUUGUAUGAUCUUGAGUCUAUUGUUCAGUGUACUCCUUACUUGGAUCCUAGAAAUUGUACCGCAUGUCUGAAACUUGCGUUGCAAGAAAUCACCGACUGUUGUAGUGAUCAGCUUUGGGCUAUGAUCUGGACUCCCAAAUGUUUGGUGAGUUUUGAUACCACAACUUCGUCGUUGCCGCCGCUUCCACCGCCGAAUCGCAGCGGUUCCUUCUCGAUUAGAGGAAAUAAUAAUAUAAUUUGGGGAAUGGUUCUUGCUGUGGGCAUUUCGGUGUUUGCAUUUUUGAAUUUAUGAUAAGAUUUGCAACUUGCAUGUUCAAAGUUCAAGCUUAAUAAGAAUUAUUUUGUUCAAAAAAACAAAAUAAAAUAUUACUUUCGUUAAUUUUGCUUCAUGCUUAUGUUUCUUUCAUAUUUUAAUGUAUUUUUUUUUGUCACACUACU